AUGCCUUCGGAUACAAUUUGGUCUAGUGCUAGUACUUCCCCUAUUCAAUCAACGCCUCUGUUGUCCACAAACAACACAUACAAUAAAAACGCAUUCAAAUCUGUGUUGGACCAGGUUGACUCCGAUGUUGCAAGGAUCUUGAAUUCAAAUCCGUUAGACCCUAUGGACAGACGGUUUUCUUUCAAUGAUGGCAGUGAUAUUGAAGACGACUUUUUUGGUUUGAAGAGGGGCGCCUUAUCAGCGAUAACGGCACCAGUGGGUGGAAACGACCAUAAGUCGAACUCAUCGCCUGUAAAUAAUGGGAACAGAAUUAACUUUGGAACUGCUUCAAUUAGCGGUGGCAUUGCUAGUAGACAUCCACCACAAGAAAGCUUUUUACAGAGAUUUUCAAACGUUGUUGAUGCUACAAGGGAGAUUGAAUUGGGUAAUUUGUCCUUGGAUGGAUCGAGGAGAACGAGCUUCAACAAUGACAGGUACGGAACGGGUUCUCUCAAUGAAAAUUUAAACAUGCCGGUACCUCGUACUUCGAGACAUCAAUCCAUUAGUGAAAAAAUCGAUAAUUAUAACAAUAGCUCACCUAUACAAGCCAAUGUUUCAGUAAAUGGCGACAAUCCACCUGCAGAAUUGAAUAAUACCACAGCAGCAGCAACGUCAACACAUCUUCCUCAAACAUUUUGGAAUCCUGCAGCGGCAGCCUCGUUCACACCUUAUAAUCCCAACUUUCUGGAAAAUGGCGUACCUACGCCACCUCCUAUGCCAUUUCAAAACGCAUUCUUCCGUGGGCAGCAGUCGCAGCAGUCGCAAGAAUCAGAUGCAACCGCUGCCCCCAAUUCUCCUCCCCUUGUACCCCCCCUUAUGGUCCCAUCACCACCACCACCCCCACCUCAUAUGAUGGAUCCCAUGUUUGGCAUGAUGUAUGGAAACUUUCCAAUGCCGUUUCCUCCACCAAUGCCUCCACCACAACCGCCAUCACAAGCCAACAACGAGAAGGCCAAUGACGAUGAUUCCUCUGACUCUGCCGACACUCCUGAAGUGAAAAAGGGCCAAGGUCCCAUUGGAGUCGGACUCAUGAAUAGACUGUUUUCUCCUGCUGCUUUUAUGCUUCCUUUCAAUCCAUAUAUGUACCAACAAGUCCCACACCCUCCUCCUCCACCACCACCACCACCACCAUCAACACAGAAUAUGCCAGACGGGAUGAGAAUGACACUGCCACCUAUGCCACCUUCGUCUUCGUCCGGUCAACUGGUCAACCUGCAGCUGCUGCACACCAAGGGUCACAAACCCCCAGCGGCAGCAGGUGCCGGAUCGUCAGCACCCUCUUCUUCAUCAGCAUCGUCAUCUGGAGCUGCCACAUCCUCGAAAAAGAAGUCCCAUAAAAAGCCGUUCAUUUAUCGUUCGCCACUCCUUGAAGAGGUGCGAGCCAACCAGAGGGAGUUUUUGCUUAAAGAUAUCUAUAGCCAUGGAGCUGAAUUUACCAAAGAUCAACACGGGUCGAGGUUUAUCCAGACCAAGCUUCCUCAAGCUAGCGAUGAGGAGAAGGAGGUGAUAUUUAAGGAGAUUUGUGACAUUUCAUUUGACUUGAUGACUGAUGUAUUUGGUAACUAUGUUAUGCAAAAGUAUUUUGAAUACGGUUCAAAUGAACAAAAGCAAAUUUUGUUGCAAAAAAUGUUGGGUCACAUUUAUGAGUUGUCGUUGCAAACUUAUGGAUGUCGAGUUGUGCAGCGGGCUUUGGAAUCAUUGGAGGAGCCAGAUCAGUUGAAGAUUAUCCUUGAAUUGAAGGAUAAGGUGCUUGUUUGUGCAACUGAUCAAAAUUCCAACCACGUGAUUCAGAAAAGCAUUGAGCUUAUUGAGUUUGAUAAAGUUCGGUUCAUUUUGGAUGCAUUGCAUAAUCAUCUUUACCAUCUUUGUACUGAUCAGUACGGAUGUCGUGUGGUUCAACGAUUGAUUCAUUUCGGCAGUGAGAAAGAUAAGCAAACCAUUUACAGUGAGAUUCAGAGCCAUGUUGGGUUUCUCAUUACUCACAAGUUUGGCAAUUAUGUGAUUCAAGCCUGUUUGGAGAAUUCGCUACGCGAGCAGGAUAUUUUCAACACUGUAGUCUCCAAGUUUACCCAUUUUGCCACCAACAAGUACGCGCUGAAUGUGUGUGAAAAAUUGGUUGAUCUUGCGACGCAGGUGCAGAUCCAGCGGAUUUUGGAAGUUGUGAUGCAAGGUAGUGAGUUGGAACGGAUUAUGGGUGAUGAGUAUGGGAAUUAUGUCGUGCAGAAAAUCGUGUCUGUUCUUGAUGGAGAUAGUCCAGAUAAGAAGAAGUUGGUGGUGAAGUUGCAGCUGUUGUUGUCGAGAAAUAAUAGUGGGAAAAAGAGUGUGGAGAAGAUCUUGUCGUUGUGUGUUGAGAAUAACGGAAAUGGUUGA
Molecule: messenger RNA, 2409 nt
Organism: Lodderomyces theae
Lineage: Eukaryota; Fungi; Ascomycota; Pichiomycetes; Serinales; Debaryomycetaceae
Gene: PUF3
Product: mRNA-binding protein
Exons: 1
Coding region: 1-2409 (802 amino acids)
Biological process (GO): nuclear-transcribed mRNA catabolic process, deadenylation-dependent decay
Cellular component (GO): cytoplasm
Molecular function (GO): mRNA 3'-UTR binding
Source: RefSeq, a predicted model, not a curated record